AUGGCACCUGCACUCCUAGAAACAACAGAUAUCGCAGUGAAUGGGAAGAACGGGGUGGACGAAGACAAGAAGGUAGGUUACUGGGCGAAUUACCUGGCAUCGCUUGAGCCAUGUCAGUUUCCCACCCGGAACGAUGGCCUGGACGGAGAGAGCAGACUUAAGCAAUUGCCCUUCACGGUAAGAGAGGGAGCGUUGAAGCUGCAGGGACACUGCAAGGUACAUGACGUAUCCUUGGCCAACGUGUUCCAACUGGCUUGGGCGAUGGUUCUUCGGUGCUAUACGCGAACGGAUUCAGUGUCCUUUGGAUAUGAGAUUGGUGGUAAUCCGGGAGAACUGCAUGGGGGAACUGUGCUGCCCCUGUCAGCCAAGCUAGGAGGAGAACGAUUGACUAUCGCUGAAGCUUUGAAAUACAUCGCGGCGGAUUAUAGCCUGGGAGUAAAGCACAGUAAUACAUGGACUGCCGAUUUAGAAGCGGCGGCGGCGUCUACCUUUCACACGAAAGUGGUGGUUCAUACCGGUCCUCUUCCUGAAGAUAGACCGGAUGAGCAGCAGUUUGAUAAAAGCGCAAUUACCCUGCAAGUCACCAAUGUUGGUACCGAAAUAUUCGCCAACUUCCAGUUCUGGACUGCCGUUCUUUCCGAAGGCCAGGCAGCCAAUGUCGUCGACACUCUGCAGAGAGCAAUCUUCUGCAUCCUUCACCAUCCGCAAGAGCCGAUCGCCGAGCAGGAUCUUUUCAGCGAGCAGCACAGAGAGAAAGUGCUGCGGUGGCACAGUACUCGCCCCGAGUAUGUCGCAUCUUGCAUGCAUGACCUGGUGUCGAAGCAAGUCGGCAGACGCCAUAGCGCGACGGCAGUGCACGCGUGGGACGGAGAACUCACCUACCAGCAACUAGAGGACUUGUCGUCCAGCUUGGCUCACUACCUUGCCUCUCUGGGCGCUGGACCGGAGGUCCUGGUGCCCGUUCUGUUCGAGAAAUCCAUGUGGGUGCCGGUUGUUUUGCUUGGAGUCUGGAAAUCCGGUGCCGCGAUUGUGCCUCUGGAACCCAGCAGUCCUGUCUCCCGGUUGAGAGAUAUCCUGGUAGAAGCAAAGGCGACGAUCCUGGUUACAUCUCCGACGCACAUGGAGAAAUUGCCGCAUUCUGUAGACAAUCUCGUCGUUGUCGAUGAAGGGUUUGUUAGGAGCUUACCGGAGCAUAGCGAUGCGCCGGUAUCGUCUGUCGUUCCCCAGAGUACUGCGUUUGUAUCGUUUACUUCCGGAUCUACUGGAAGACCCAAGGGUAUCUGUGUCCAACACGCUGCGUUUGCGUCUGCGCUGAGAAGGCUGCAAGGUGCAUGCCCUGUUACCGAGCUCACCCGGUCGCUUCAGUUCGCAUCGUAUAGUUUCUCGCCUUCCCUGUACGAGAUCUUCAUGCCCCUUAUUGCGGGUGGUGCAGUGUGCAUUCCGUCAGAGGAUGCCCGGCGGAAUAACCUCGUCGGAUGCUUGAACGAGAUGCGCAUUACGUGGGCUGUUUUCACGCCGUCCUUACUAAAAGAGAUGAACCCAGACCACAUCCGGUACCUAGAAUCCAUGGUGUUAAUGGGUGAGCCUCUGUCGAGAUUCGAGGCGGCACCGUGGGUAGAGAAGGUCAGGCUCGUGUUUUGCUAUGCAUCCAGUGAAAACGGCCUGAUUGCCUUCAACGACCAGAUGGGACAGACAUCCGACGUGAGGAACGUAGGACAUAGCGACGUCGGCUGGAUUGUCGACCCGGGAAACCAUGACCAACUGGUUCCCAUCGGCGUGGUUGGUGAGCUGCUGGUGCAUUCCCCGGCCACCGCGCGAGGCUACUUAGAUGACCCCGAAAGGACUGCGGCCGUGUUUGUCGACGAGCCUGCCUGGUUCCCGUUGCAGGCUCAGCUGAAAGGCGCCCGAUUCUGUAAGACGGGGGACCUGAUGGUGUACAACUCGGACGGCAGUCUGACCUUCGUUGGCCGCAAGGACUUCAUGAUCAAAGUGCGUGGACAGCGAGUUGAGAUGGGCGAGGUCGAACGACAUCUCGCACACCCCAGGAUUCAGCAAUCGGUUGUCCUGUUUCCCGACUCUGGUCCCUGCAAGCGACGCUUGGUCGCGGCCGUCUCGCUUCAAGAUCUACCGCUGUCCGAGGCCAAGUCGCAACGGACCCCGCUAGCGCUGCUAGAGCCGUUGGACAUGAAGGCAAGUGCGGAAUGGGUGGAAGAGAUGCGAGUGCAGAUGUCCAGACAUCUGCCCAGCUACAUGAUCCCGGAAAUCUGGGUCCUGCUGGAAAGCCUGCCGCUCACCGUGUCGGGCAAGGCCGAUCGCCAGAAGACGGUGAAGUGGCUCGAGGCCAUGGACGACGAGACGUACGCGUAUAUCACGGCGUUAGGGGAGGACGAAGACGAAGACGUGGACGAGCAGGAGACACCCAUGGAACGAAUAUUGAGGCAGAUCUGGGGCCAGGUUCUAGGUCGAGCCAGAGUGCCCCGGAAUCGAUCCUUUCUCGGCCUGGGAGGUGACUCCAUUUCCGGCAUGUCGGUCCUGUCACAGUGUCGGCUGGCGGGCAUCAAACUGACCUUCCAGGAUAUCAUUCGAUCUCGCAAUGUCUCCGAGCUGGCAGAGAAGGCGACUGCGUCGCUGGAAGAGAAGGGCUCGGUGGACGGUGAAGUCGCGGACGUCGAGCUGACGGCCGAGCAACUCGCGGCUUUCAAAGACGGGCUGUUGGAGGCUGGAGUGACGAAUCUCUCGCACGUCGAAGAGAUAUACCCGUGUUCGCCUGUGCAAGACGGGAUCCUUCUCAGCCAGGGGCGAAGUUCGAGUCACUACCGGAUGUAUGUGAUGUGGGAAAUCAUCGCUCCUCCUCACCGUGAGACUGUGAGCGUCGAGCGUCUGACGAGCGCUUGGAGAGAAGUCGUCGACCGGCAUCCGAUCCUGCGAACUCGAUUUGUUCGAAGCCCGUCACAGGAAACACAGUUGGCCCAGGCCGUCCUCAAGUCUUCCGAUGUGCCUGUUGUGCACCAGCAUAGCAACGAGCCGACUUAUCCCCAGGGUCUCGGGGAUGGCUCGUCCCUCGCAGAAAGCGGACGACUGCACCAGUUGACAGUCAUAACGGGCAAUUCGGAACGGGUCUUUUGUAAACUGGAAAUGAACCACGCGAUCGUGGAUGCCUUGUCGUUUCCCAUAAUGCUGCGGGACUUAGGGCUUGCAUACGCCGGAGAGCUGAUGCUCCAACCUGCAGCACCGCGCUACAGCACGUACAUCUCCCACAUCACCAAUGGCUCGCUGGACAGGAGCAUUGCCUUCUGGAAAAACUACUUGGCUGACGCUACGCCGUGCCAUCUGCCCUUUCUCGGAGGGAUCGAGGGUGAGACUGCAGCGCGGAUGGCGAGUAUGGAAUUGGAUGCCGGACUCCCUGCUGCAACCCUGCAUGCCUUUUGCCGCAGCCACGGCGUAACCCUGUCAAAUAUCUUCCAGCUGGCGUGGGCCAUGGUUCUCCGCGCGUAUACCGGGACAGACGACGUAUGCUUCGGAUACCUCACGAGCGGACGAGAUGCCCCGGUGGAAGGCAUCGUGGAGCACGCUGUUGGCCCGUACAUCAACAUGCUCGUCUGCCAUCUCAACCUGCGUGACGACGCAGACGUGCGUGAAUUGGUCUUCCAGAUCCAGUCUGACUUCCUGGACGGCCUUCCGCACCAGAACUGCUCUCUGGCCAACAUCCAGCACGCCCUGAGCUUGUCCGGCCAGGCACUGUUCAACACGGCCAUGUCCGUAUCUCGAGUGGUGCCAGACAAGAUCACGAUGACCGACGGGACCAGCUUUUGCAUUUCCGAGAUGUACGACCCGACUGAGUACCAAGCAUCGGUAAACGUAGGCAUCUCCACGGACAAGGUCGACGUCCGCUUCAACUACUGGCGUUCCUGGAUCGGCGACAGGCAAGCGAAGAAUAUCGCGAGCACAUUCACCAGGGUUCUCCGGUCCAUCGUCCAAGGGCCACCGGGCCAGAAAGUCGGCGAUGUGGACCUUCUGAGCGAGGAAAGUAUGGAUCAGAUCUCGAGAUGGAACUCGGUCAACCCGGAACUCGUUGACGAGUGCAUCCAUCAUCUCAUCACGCAGCAGGCUCGCAGGCAACCGCACCAUCCGGCAAUUGAGUCCUGGGACGGAAGCCUCAGCUAUGGGGUGCUCGAUGAUCUCUCAUCCAGAUUCGCCCACUAUCUGGUGAGCCUGAACGUUGGAAUCGGACCCGAAGCGAUGGUUCCUCUCUGCUUCGAGAAGUCGAUCUGGACCGCAGUAGCGAUCCUCGGAGUUCUGAAAGCUGGAGCCGUAUGCUGCAUGCUGGACCCGUCCCAUCCGGUCGGUCGACUGCGAAGCAUCCUUGAGAAUAUCAAGGCCCGCGUGGUGUUGACAGAUGGCGUACGCGGGCUCGACAUGCAGCUCCUCUCCGACAUGUGCACGGUGUCGGUCAUCGUCAAUGCUGGGUUCAUCAACGGCUUGCCGAAGAAGGAUGGACCUGCCAAUACAUCUGUCCGGCCUGAUAACGCGGCCUUUGUGGUCUUUACUUCGGGAUCCACGGGAACCCCCAAAGGCAUCGUGCUCGAGCAUAAAGCAGUUGCUUCCAGCUCAAGAGCCCAUGGAACGGCCAUGAAGCUCAACAGCGACGCCAGAGUGCUGCAAUUCGCUUCGUAUGUCUUCGACGUGGCCAUUCAGGACCACUGCACGACUCUGAUGCGCGGCGGUACCAUCGUGAAGCCCUCGGAGUACGAACGCAUGAAUGAUCUCCCCGGGGCCAUCAAACGCUUGAAGGCGAACUGGGCCAACCUGACGCCCACCGUGGCCAGUCUGCUGCGUCCGGACGAUGUGGACGGACUGAACGUGCUGGCUCUUGGUGGCGAGCGCAUCCGCCAGGAGACGGUGGACUCGCUGUCCAACAGCACCAACCUGACCUUGAUCUACGGACCGGCCGAGUGCUCAAUGACUAUGUCUGCAAACUUCGGAGUGCGGCCUCAUUCAAGCUCCGCCAACUUUGGCUUCGCGUGCGGGUCAUUCAUGUGGCUGACCGAGAUCAACAACCACGAUCGACUGGCCCCUGUGGGCGCCGUAGCCGAAGUCGUCAUCGAGGGGCCAAUCCUGGCGAGGUGCUAUCUUAACCAGCCGGACCUUACGGCCCAGGCGUUUAUUGAAAACCCGGUGUUCACCGUCGGCCAGACGGUUGGCGCUGCCCCCCGGCGGAUGUACAAAACGGGGGAUCUGGCGAGGUACAACGCCGACGGGUCGGUCAGCUUCGUGAGACGGAAAAACAUCCAGUCCCAGGUGAAGUUGCGAGGGCAGAGAAUCGAACUGGGGGAGAUCGACUUCCACCUCUGGGGCAAUGAAUGGGUUAAGCAUGGCGUUGCGUUUAUGCCCGCAUCGGGUCCGUUCCAGGGCAAGCUGCUCGCCGUGGUCUCCCUGCAAUCCAUCGCUGCAACCGGUGACAACGACGAGAUACGCAUAGUGAGCGACGAGCACCGCGAAGAGGUCGCCAUUCUCAUGUCCCAGGUGCGCGGGCACUUGGCGAACCACCUGCCGCCGUACAUGAUGCCGGAGGUCUGGGUGGUCCUCGAGCACUUCCCGCUGAACACCUCCGGCAAGAUGGACCGCAAAAGAGUAAUCGCAUGGGUGGAAGGGGAGCUCUCCGACGACAUGGUGCGUGGGAUCUACAGCGCAGCGGACGAUAGCGAUCCUGCCCAGCAGCUGGCGACGGGAAUCGAGAAGAAGCUGCAGGCAGUAUGGAGCAAGGUGCUCAACAAGCCCAUCGAGAAGGUCGCCAUUAACCAGUCCUUUGCCAGCCUUGGAGGCGACAGCAUCACUGCCAUGCAGGUUGUGUCGGCGUGCCGCGCAACCGAAAACAUCGUCGUAACGGUCCACGAUGUGCUUCGGUGCAAGAGCAUUUCCCAGCUGGCGUUCAACGCUCGCUCCGCCGAGAAGUCCACGAUCUCGACUAACGAAGAGGUGGACGUGGAAUUCGGCCUUGCACCCAUCCAGCAAAUGCAUUUCGAGCUCGCGGAGAAUGGCUGCAACCACUACAACCAGAGCUUUGUGGUCUCCGCGGCCAGGGAGAUAUCCCUGGUGGACUUGAAGAAGAGCGUCGACGCGAUUGUGCGCCAACACUCGAUGCUCCGCGCCCGGUUCAGCCGGUCUGCAGAUGGGGGAACCUGGAUGCAGCGCGUCACCAUGCUUGUUGAGGAGUCCUAUCGCCUGAAAUCGCACGAUAUCUCGAGCCUCGACGAGGUGCGCCCGCUGAUGCUGCAAAGCCAGAAGAGUCUCGACUUCCAGGAAGGCCCUCUGCUGUCUGUAGACCUGAUCAAGGCCGAUGGCAAGCAAUAUCUGUUUUUCGUGGCGCACCAUCUGGUGAUCGACUUCGUGUCGUGGAGAGUCAUCCUGCAGGAUCUCGAGCAGCUGUUGGAAUCGGGAAGCUUGCAGUAUGACGAGAAGCCAUUUCCCUUCCAAACCUGGUGUCGUCUGCAGGACGAAUACAGCCACAGGUACCUGGCACCGCACAAGCUCAUCUCCAGUGCGGUUCAGCCCACCGACUACGCUUUCUGGGGCAUGGAAGGCGUGCCCAACCUCUUCGGCGAUGUGGUGCAUGAACGGUUUGUUCUCGAUCAGCCGACCACCAGCGCCCUGAUGGCAGGAUGCCACGAGGCCCUGCGGACCGAGCCCUUGGACGUCAUGAUUGCUGCGUUAUGCCAUUCCUUCACCCAGACAUUCGGCAGACAGACGCCAUCGGUCUUCAUUGAGAGCCAUGGCCGCGAGCCCUGGGAGCCGGCCAUCGAUGUGUCCCGGACGGUUGGCUGGUUUACCACGAUGUAUCCCAUCACGCCGGAAAGGACCGAAAGCAUCGUCGAGGCUGUUCGACAGGUGAAAGACCUGCGGCGGAAGACCCCGAACCAUGGCUGGUCCUACCUUAAUUCUCGCUACCUCAACGACGAGGGGGCAAAGGUCUUUGGGGACCAUGCGAUGCCGGAAAUAUUGUUCAAUUACCUGGGCGUACUGCAGCAGCUGGAACGCCAGGAUGGGCUGCUACACGCCGCCGAGCUGAACCAGGGCGAGUACAUCGACAUUGGCGCGGAAAUGCCACGCAGCGCCCUGUUCGACGUCGCAGCCAAGGUUGAGUACGGCCGGUUGCAUUUCCAUGUGUUCUUCAACGGGAAGAUGAGGAAUGUCCAGCGGAUCAAGCAGUGGAUCCAGGCAUUCGAGGAAGCCCUGGAAGACGCCGCCCGGCAGCUGAUUCUCUUGAAACGGGAGUACACUGUCGGCGACUUCCCCCUUAUGGACUUCACCUACGACGAGCUCCAGCAGUUCGUUGCCCAGAAGCUCCCGCAGGUUGGCGCCACGAGCCUCGCCAUGGUCGAGGAUGUGUAUCCCUGCUCGCCGAUGCAAAAUGGGAUUCUGCUCAGCCAAUCGCAAACGGAGGAAAACUACCAGUCAUUCUUUAUAUGGGAGCUGGAAAAGUCGGACGGGCAGCGGUUCGUGGAAGACGAUACCGUACGGCUCCAAAGCGCAUGGCAGGACGUCGUCAACCGGCAUCCAUCGCUCCGGACCCGCUUCAUCGAAAGUCUGUCGGGGGAGUCUGCGUUUCACCAAGUCGUGCUGAAAAGCGAGACGGUGGAGAUCCUUCGUCUGGGAUGCAAUCGCUCACAAGAUCCCAUUGAAGCCCUAAAGCAGCAUCACCAACGUUUCCGAUACCAGGCGGGCCAGCUGCAUCACUUGUCUGUCUGUACCGGAGACGACGGACGCGCUGUUUGCAAACUCGAAAUCAGCCAUGCCAUUGUCGAUGGCAUCUCCAUUGCCGUGCUGGUGCGAGAUCUUGAAGCGGCGUAUAGCCAUACCCUCAGCGGAGGACCUGGUCCGCUCUACAGCAGUUAUAUAGCGUACCUCAACGGCGUGCAGCGAUCCAAGCAAAGCGAUUCGCACUGGAGGCGCUAUCUCUCAGAAAUAGAGCCCUGCUAUUUCCCGGCAUUCCAAGGGCCGAAGCGAGGAAACCAGCGAGGAGAGCUGGGCGUUGAGUAUGUCCAACUGUCCCGGUCCGCAGCCAAGUUGCGGAAAUUCUGCUCGGAGACAGGAAUCACCGUCUCGAAUGUGAUCCAGCUCGUCUGGGGGAUUGUGCUGCGAGGCUACACGGGACAGAACGAUGUAUCGUUUGGAUAUCUAACCUCUGGCCGCGAUGCCCCGGUUCCUGGAAUCCAGGAUGCUAUCGGAGCCUUCAUCAAUAUGCUCAUUUGCCGAUUGCAUUUCCAGGGAACGGAAACCGUGAUGGCCAUGAUGGAGAAAGUGCAGGAUGAUUUCCUGGCCAAUCUGCCGCACCAGCAUACCUCGCUGGCGGAGAUCCAGCACUCGCUACCCCUGGGAGGGAAGCCUCUGUUCAACACCUCGCUCUCGGUGCAAAGAGUCGCUGCUCCUGCGGUCGAGGGACGGCAGCUGAAGAUGGCGAGACUGGAAGCGUACGACCCAACAGAGUACGAUGUCACGGUCAAUGUCGAGGCCUCCGAUGACGACGUGCAGAUGAUUAUUUCUUACUGGAACGCCCAGAUGUCGCAGAAGCAGGCUCUUCAAGUCGCGAAUCUCUUCAGCCACACUCUGGAAGUUGUCCUCGACAACCCCUCGGGAACCGUCAACGACCUGCAUCUUCUCAGCAAGGCCGAUCGAGAUCAAAUCAGCAAGUGGAACCAUACAGACGCGGCGCCUGAAGUGAGGUCCAUUGAAGAUCGAAUCAGGCAGCAUGCGGUCGAGCAGCCAAGUUCAGUUGCCAUUAGCACCCCCGAUAUCAGCCUCAGCUACGCUUCGCUCGAUGGCUAUUCAUCUCUCCUGGCGCAGUAUCUGACCGGCCGCGGAGUCGGAGGAGGAACUGCUGUUUCUAUCGCCAUGAAGAAGUCAGCAUGGGCUGCUGUGGCAAUGCUGGCUGUCUUGCGCGCCGGCGCGACUUUCUUCUUCGAGGCCAAUGGCCGCCAGCCCCAGUCGGCGAAGGUGAGGUUGACAUCUCGGAGACACCCAGCAUCGGUCACUGAACAGGGUAGUCCAUCCAUUGUGGUCGAUCAAGUUUUCUUGGACAGCCUGGCGACUGAGAAGCCGAAGUCAAUCCCUGGAGCCGACUGGGACAGCAUCGCGUUUAUUAUUGACAGCGUACCCUUGGACCGUCGAGCCUUCUACACCAGUAUAUCCCAGGUCGGCCGGUCAUUGGGAAUGAAUGCAGAAACCCGCGCUCUGCAGUUUGCUCCUUACUCGUCGAAUAUCUCGAUGACCGAGACCUUUGCUACUCUGAGCCACGGAGGCUGUCUUGUCGUUCCCACGGAGGACGAGCAUUCAAUUGAUAUCGGCUCGUUCAUCGCGCGCAAUGAAGUCAACUGGGCCUGUCUCUCCCCGUCUGUUGCGCGCUUGAUCGGCCCUGAUGAUGUACCGUCGCUGAAGACGCUUCUGCUGGCUGGAGGAACGCCCGGAGGGGACAAUGCUACCGCGUGGUCCCUUACACUGGACCUCUUCAGCGGAUACUGGGUGAAGCAAGCUUGUGGGUUCCCGAUCAUCAACCGAAUCACCCCCGGAGGCGCGUUUCCCACAGCAAUCGGUCGUCCAGCCGGGGGCCAUUGCUGGAUCGCAAGUCCCUGGGAUGAGAAACAGCUGGUGCCCGUUGGUUGCGUGGGAGACUUGAUCAUCGAGAACGCUUCCCUUGCCCGAGACACUGCCGAUGAGUCUCCUGCCAUCAAGAACAUGGCACUCUCACCGUCGAUCCUGAGAACCGGCGAUCUCGUCCGGUAUGCCAUCGACGGAACGGUAGAGCUUGUUCGCCGGAGCGGUGAUUUGUACCGGGUGGAUGGCCAUCAGUUCCAGCUCGACAAGAUUGAGAGCCAGAUUCGGUCGUUUGACUCUAUUCGCGACGCUGCUGCAUCAGUGCCUCAAGCCGGAGUCUGCGCUGGACAGUUGACAGCGAUGGUUACGCUGGCUGCGGUCAAGACGCCAGCCAUGCUUGGAGCAUUGCCCAAGAGACUGGACAUGACCGGGAAGAGGGAACUUGCGAUCAAGACGGAAAUCACUCGGAUCAGAGAAGACAUGCUUAAGCACCUCCCCUUGUAUAUGAUCCCGACUGUGUGGGCCGUGGUUGACUCUCUUCCCCUUGAUGCAUCCGGCAUCGUGGAUCGUGUGCACGCUGUGAAGUUCUUCGAAGAGAUGGACGAGGCUGAGCAUCAAAGGAUCACAAAAGAAGCCGUGGAUACGUCUGCAGCACCCGGAAGCUCCGUGGAAUACCAGAUCCGAGAAAUUUGGAGUUGCGUCUUGAACCAGCCCGUGGAUCAAGUCGGAGCCUCCCGGUCUUUCUUGAGUUUGGGCGGCGACAGUAUCACGGCCAUGCAGGUCGUUUCCCAGUGCCGUGGAGAAGGGAUCCAGGUUACGGUUAAGGAUGUCCUCCGUUGCAGGAGUCUUGCUGAUCUUGCGUCUCGGGCUGAGCGUGCAGGGCACGUCCCGGUUACCAGGUGUGAUGAAGACAGCAAUACGCCGUUUGGACUGAGUCCAAUCCAACAGACGUAUUUUGAGCUCGUCCCCGAAGGCCAGAACCAUUAUAACCAGUCCUUCCUGGGCCGCUUCACCCGCCGGAAGGUCUCUUUGGAGGAGCUGAGACACGCAGUCGAAGCGUUGGUCAUGCAACAUCCGAUGCUGCGAGCUCGUUUCCGCAAGACAGAUGCUGGAUGGAUGCAGACCAUUACGAAAGAGGCUGCUCAUUCUUACCAUCUGAAUAGUCAUCGAGCCACCACGAGGGCUGAGACGAAGGAAGUGACAUCGAGAACCCAGAAGUCCCUUGAUAUCCAGAAGGGACCGAUUCUGGCGGUUGACCUAUUCGAUAUCUCGGCAGGGGAAGAACAGGCCCUCUUUAUUGUCAUUCACCACCUUGUGGUUGACAUUGUUUCCUGGCGUGUGAUACUGCAUGACCUGGAGGCUCUCCUAGCGAAGGAGACACUCCCAACAGGCUCUUCGGUGUCGUUCCAGACGUGGUCUCGACUCAAAGACGAGCAUCUCCAGAGCAUCUCUCCCGAGGAUGCCCUGCCAACAGCAAUUCCCACGGCCGACUACGCCUACUGGGAAAUGGAAAACGUCCCCAACACUAUCGGUGAGGCUUCUCAUGGGUCAUUCACCUUGGGCCAGGAGGAUACGACAGCGCUGCUUGGUACCAAGGGCUCGAGUGCCCUGCGAGUCCAGCCCAUCGAUAUAAUUCUGGGAGCAGUUGCACACUCAUUCGCAGCUACAUUCAGUGAUAGACCCCUGCCUGCUAUUUUCAAUGAAGGCCACGGACGUGAACCGUGGGAUGACCACAUUGAUCUAUGGGACACUGUAGGGUGGUUCACCACACUGUGUCCUCUUUCCAUCAGCAACAGCCGGGAACAGUCCGUUAUCGAUGCCAUCAGAGGCUUCCGGGACGUUCGACGACUGAUUCCGGGAAAUGGCCGGCCAUACUUUGACUGUCGAUACUUGAGCCGGUUGGGCAGACAGGCCUUCCAGCACCAUGCCAGAGCAGAGAUCAUGCUCAACUAUACCGGGCCUUAUCAGCACCCCCAAAGUGAAAAUGCUCUCUUGGAACGAAUCGAACUGGACGAGAUGAGUUUUGCUGCGGAUGUAGCAAGGGAGAUGCCCCGUGGCUCCUUGAUUGAUAUCCUGGUCAAAGGCGAACCGGACGGCAUGCGGUUCCAUUUCUUCUACAGCCAGCGAAUGCGCCACCAGGAUCGAAUCAAGGAGUGGAUUGGAAACUGCCGGGAAUCGAUCAGCACUGCACUCAACGCGUUGGAUACGAUGGCCUUUGAUUACGCCCCGACUGAUUUCCCUCUGCUCUCAAUGGCAGCACCCGAGCUGGACCAACUGCUCAAGGUCCAGCUUCCGACAAUGGAGGUUUUCAGCCCCGGUCCGCUCACGGCGCAGAUAGAGGCCAUCUUCCCAUGCUCGCCGAUCCAGCAAGGCAUGCUCUUCAGCCAACUGCGAGCAUCCGGCCGCUACGAGACGUUCAGUGUCUGGGAGGCCACGACAACAGGCGCAUCGACGGUGAGCACCGAGAGACUCCACCGAGCAUGGGAAGAAGUCGUGCAACGGCAUGCAGCACUGAGGACCGUAUUUGUAGAAGGCCAAGACGGAGCGUACAUUCAGGCGGUGCUCACAGCCGUUGCACCGGCCGUGGAAAUGGUCCAAACCGACCUGGCAGAUGCAGACGAGAUCAAAGCAAUGCUCGUAAACAAGGAGGGGAUCUCCUUCCACCCACAUCGUCUCUCCCAUAGGUUGACGAUCUGCAAAGCACCGAGCCAGCGAGUCUUCUGCAAGCUGGAGCUGAACCAUAUCCUCAUCGAUGGGUCUUCGGUUGCUGUUCUGGCAAACGACUUACGACGGGCCUAUGACAAUGUGCUUGACACGAUGUCCCGGCCGCUGUAUAGCGAUUACAUCGCAUAUAUUCAGCAGCAAAACCCGGAGGAGAGCCUUGGUUUCUGGAUAAAACAACUAGCUGGCGUCCAUCCUUGCCAUUUCCCACGCCUGAGUGACGCUUCUGAGACCGGUGCAGGAUCCGCCCCUCCAAAGCUGUUAUCCAGAGAGGUUGUCCUUGACAGCACGCCGGAAGACAUUGCAGCCUUUUGCUCUCGGACCGGAAUCACGAUUGCAAACGUAUUCCGGGUUGCUUGGGGCCUGGUCCUGCGGGCCUACACUGGUUCUGAUAAUGUCUGUUUUGGAUACCUCACCUCGGGACGCGAUGCUCCCAUUAGCGAUAUUGCAGAGAUCGUUGGCCCCCUGAUAAACAUGCUCGUUUGCUCUCUGGAUAUGACUGGGCUGGGUGCCGGUGGCUCGAUUGAGAGCCUGCUGCAUCGAGUGCAGCAGGACUUCCUGAACAGUCUGCCGCAUCAGCAUUGCUCACUGGCACAGAUCCAGCAUGCUCUCCCUGGCAUCUCCGCAGAUCUCUUUAACACAAUCCUGUCUCUGCAGAGAUCCUCUCCUCCGUCCUCAUCGGAUUACAGCUUGUCCCUGGGAAGCAUUAUCGGACAUGACCCUACUGAGUACGACAUCACCGUCGACGUGCAGGUCCGUCCAGAUGGCCUCCAGAUCACAGUGGAAACAUGGAGUACUCGAAUGUCGGAUGGCCAGCUGGCCAGCGUUGCAGGCACUCUCGCACAGGCAGUCAAUUCUAUUCUCGGCAACAGCCAGGGGUCAGUCCAAGAUAUAGAAUUAUUCAGCAAACACGACUGGGCACAGGUGCUCGCAUGGAAUGGUGUCUAUCCAGAGCCCGUGAACGCAUGUAUCCAUACUCUCAUCGCGGAGAGAGCGAGAGCAAACCCAGCAGCGACAGCCGUAUGUGCCUGGGAUUAUGGCGACCUUUCCUACUCCCAGCUGGAUGAGCUGUCCGAACAUCUCGCCCUCCAUCUCAUCAGGCUCGGAGUUGGGCCAGAGGUAAUUGUUCCGUUCUGUUUCUCCAAGUCAGUCUGGGCCAUUGUGACUAUUGUCGCCAUUUUGAAGGCCGGGGGUGCCUGCACUGCCUUGGAUCCCGAAUACCCCCAGGCACGGUUGGAAGCCUUAAUCGAAGAAACAAGGGCCAGGGUGGCUGUAGUCUCGCCGUCGCACGCGCACUUGCUUGAAGGAAGAGUGCCUCAUCUGGUCGUUGUCGAUCAGGAUUCUGUAUCGCAGAUGGACCACACGGCUGGAUCGCGCAUUGCACCAUCCACCGUGGAACCAAACAACACGGCUUUUGUCGUUUUCACAUCUGGCUCUACCGGUGUGCCAAAGGGGGUGUUGCUGGAGCAUCGCGGCUUCGCCACGAGUUUCCGAGCCGGGGCAAUCCGCAUGGGAAUAGAUUCCUCGACCAGAUCUUAUCAAUUCUCGAAUUUCACCUUUGAUCUUUCAAUCGAAGACAUCAUCUCUCCCCUGAUCGCUGGCGGCACCGUAUGCGUACCAUCGGAGUCGGACCGCGUCAAUAACCUGGCCGACUCCAUCCGGGGUCUGAAUGCUAACUGGGCAAACUUGACGCCUUCGGUUGCAGCUCUGUUGAACCCCAAAGAUGUCCCCUCUCUCCAGACCCUUGUUCUCGGGGGGGAGGCCCUCCGGCAGGAUAUCGUGGAUAAAUGGGCCAGGCAUCUCGUUCUUCUGAACGGCUAUGGUCCGUCCGAGAGCUCGGUAACAUGCGCCAUCAGCCGCCCUCUUGAGAAGGGCGCAGAUCCUAAGAACGUCGGCCGUGGAAGUGCAUGCCACUUAUGGGUGACUGACGCUGUUGACAACGGCCGACUCGCACCGAUUGGCGCCGUGGGCGAAUUGCUCAUUGAAGGGCCGACGCUGGCCCGUGGAUAUCUGAAUGACGCUGCGAAGACCACUGCAUCAUUUAUCGAGGACCCAUCCUGGGUUGGUAGAUUCGAGCCGCAGGGGAACACGCCCCGUCGGAUGUACAGAACGGGGGACUUGGUCCGGUAUGCUGCUGAUGGUACGCUCAUUUUUGUUGGGCGCAAGGAUACCCAGAUUAAGCUUCAUGGACAACGAAUCGAACUGGGCGAAAUUGAAUCCCACAUAUGCUCCAGCGAUGCGGUCGAAGAAGCAGUGGUCAUCUUCCCCAAGAGUGGCGUGUGCAACGGCCAUCUUAUUGCGGUGUUGACCUUCCAUGGAACUGAAUCCUUGACCGAAAGCAGCAAUACCGUUUCUCUCAUCGGGGAUGAGUACAGAGCCUUUGCAGCAGAGAGGCUGGCGACAGUGCAGGAAGAUCUAUCUGCGCGCCUCCCGCGACACAUGCGCCCGUCAAGAUGGGCUGUAGUUUCAUCUCUGCCAAAGCUGCCUUCUACAAAGAUAGACCGAAAGGCCAUACAGACCUGGGUUACCGGGAUGAGCCCGGAGGUCUACCAGCAGAUCGAAAACUUCCUUGGUGAAACAUCCGUCCAGGAGCCGUCCACCGCUAUGGAAAGCAAAUUCCAGGCUAUCUGCAGCGAGGUUUUGAAUAGACCGGUGAAAGAGAUUGGGCUGCAUAAGUCGUUCUUGCAAGCAGGAGGAGACUCCAUCAGCGCCAUGGCACUUGUUGCGCGUUGUCGCAAGGAGGGCAUCGCGGUUGGCAUUCAGGACCUUCUUCGCAACAGAAGCCUUGCACAGGUGGCAUCGAAGUCCCAAAUAGCCGAGGAGAGCAAAGCAGGAGUUGAUGCGGUUACAGAUGAGCCAUUUGAUCUCUCUCCGAUGCAACGCAUGCAUUUUGCCGUUGUGCCUGACGGGUUCAACCACUACAACCAGAGCUUCCAGGUUGCACUGACACGCAGGGUGGACGUAUCGGCCCUGCAGGAUGCUCUGCAUCAUCUCGUGAGAAAGCAUGCAAUGCUGAGGGCGCGCUUCAUCAACUCUUCCAAUGGGUGGAUGCAGAAAAUUCUCGGAGCCGUUGACGAUACCUAUCGGUUCCGCGUGCAGGACGUGGAGACUGCGCAGGAGAUGGCAGCCAUCACACAGGAGAGGCAGAAAAGCUUGGAUAUCGUCAAGGGCCCGGUGUUCUCAGUCGAUCUAUUCAAUAUCGACAACGCCGAGCAGCAGCUAUUCCUUGUGACACAUCAUACCGUGAUCGAUCUCAUUUCCUGGAGGAUCGUUCUUCAAGAUCUCGAGGAUCUCCUAACCCCUGGCGCUCUUCCAACACCGUCAUCCCUGUCUUUCCAGGCCUGGUGCCGAUUGCAGGAUGAGUAUAUCUCCAAGGAACGCCGUCCGGAACGGUUCCUACCAUUCCCGGUGGCCGCCUCCGAUUUGGACUUCUGGGGAAUGCAAGACACUCCAAACACCGUGGGCGAUACGAGACAUCUCUCCUUCACUGCCACCCCCGAACUCACAAAGAUGCUGUUGGGAGAGGGGUGCCAUCGGGCUCUUCAUACGGAGCCGGUCGAUGUUAUGCUAUCUGCGAUCAGCCACUCGUUCCUGCAAGUUUUCCGACGGUCAGUGCCGGCCAUUUACACCGAAGGGCACGGCAGAGAGCCAUGGGAUGCCGGCAUCGAUCUCUCGAAUACAGUCGGAUGGUUCACGACCAUGUGCCCCUUACAGACCAACACCAACGAGGCCAGCGGCCUGAUCGAAGUCCUGCGGCAGAUCAAGGAUGUCCGCCGUCGGAUUCCCCAGAAGGGCUGGGGUUACUUUGCACACCGUUUCAGGAAAGGCACCGAGGACCAAGUGGCUGUGAUGGAGAUGAACUUCAACUACACCGGCUUGUAUCAGCAGCUCCACCGUGCCGGCUCCUUGUUCCGGCCGGUUCAACGGCUGAGCAUGGAUGAUACGGGCAGAAACAUGCCUCGAGAUUCUAUCUUCGACAUCUUAGUGACGCCGGGUGGUCCAGAUAGUUUGGACUUCCACUUCACCUUCCCGCGAGCGACACGCCACCAAGAGAAGAUUCAGCUCUGGGUUGAGCAAUGUGCGGUAUCUCUCAAAGCAACCCUGCAGCAGCUGGAGCGCCUGGAAGCCGAAAAGACACUGAGUGACUUUCCCCUUCUUCCCUUGAGCAGCUACGAGGAUCUGGACACGCUGAUCCGGGAUCGGCUGCCCCAGGUAGGAAUCGAGGAUAUUGCCCAGGUCGAAGACAUAUACCCUCUUUCGCCGGUGCAGCAGGGUAUCCUCCUCAGUCAGAUCAAGUCUCCGGGAUAUUACGAGACGUUUGCGGUCUUCGAAGUUAAGGGCCCGGAAGACAUCAGCACCCGGCAGCUGUCUCUCGCGUGGCAACGCACAGUUGACCGUCAUCCCUGUCUGCGGACGGUUUUCGUCGAGAGUAUUGCAGAGAGCAGCCCAUACUACCAGGCGGUUCUGAAGCAAAUCCCGGCCCAUAUCCGGUUCGUGAACGCCGACGAUACUCCAGACUUGGUGGCCACGUUCAAGCAGCCCUCGGCCACGAACGAAGAAACCCCAAAGCCGGUCCAAGUGGCUCGAGGUGAACAUAGCCUCACCAUUUACUCGACCCCGCAAGGUCGAACGUUUGUCAGGUUAGAGAUCAGCCAUGCGUUGACCGAUGGCACUGCGAUGGGCAUCAUUCUUCGAGACUUCUGCUCUGCCUAUGAGGGCAAGUUGCCGCCAUUGACCAAGCCGCUGUACAGCGCGUAUAUUGCUUACCUCCAGAGCCAGUCCACGGAGGACAGCCUCGCAUACUGGACGUCCCGCCUCGCCAAUACAGAACCUUGCCUCUUCCCGAAGCUGCAGGACAGCCAAGAUGGCGGGGAUCUACGUACGGUCGACGUGCCGAUCCCAGCGAGCUUUGCUGAAAUGCUCACGUACUGUUCGGACAUGGGUGUGGCUCUAUCCAACCUCUUCCAGGUAGCAUGGGCCUUGGUUCUUCGAGCGUACACGGGCUCCCACAAUGUUAACUUUGGAUACUUGACAUCAGGACGAGAUGUCCCGGUGGCGGAGGUGGAAGACAUCGUCGGUGUCUUCAUUAAUAUGCUUGUUUGCAGUAUAGAACUUGCACCGUCGAGUUCCGUGCAGUCUGCAUUGGAGACCGUCCAGACAGACUUCAUGCAAGGUCUUCCGCACCAGCAUAUUUCGUUGGCUCAGAUUCAGCACGCCUUGGGCAUACAAGGGUCACUAUUCAACACGAUUAUGUCCAUCCAGCGAAGAGCCCCUCCUGCCACAAAUCCCUCCUUGGUAAUGGAAGAAGUAACCGGCGCGGAUCCUACCGAAUAUGAUAUUACGGUCAACGUUACUAUCUACGAGGACCGGGUUGUCGCUAAUCUCGCCUAUCGAACCCUGCUCCUGUCGCCGGCGCAAGCUGUCAACGUUGCAUCGGCCUUUGGCCAAGCGCUGGGAGCCAUUGUGGACCGGAGCCCGAGCACGAGUGUACGGAACAUUUCUCUCUUCAGCGAGUAUCAUCGUCAAACGGCUCUCCGCUGGAACCCGGUGCUCCCAGAAGCAUUGGAUGAAUGUGUCCACCACCUGGUCACGGAAAGGGUCCGUCAGCAGCCGGACAGUAUUGCCCUGCGGUCGUGGGAUCUCAACGGCGACCUCACAUAUGAAGCUCUGGACAAUCUCGCUUCCCGUCUAGCCUGUCGUCUGGUGCAGCUUGGUGUCCUUCCCGGGACAUUGGUUCCGCUGUGCUUUGAAAAGUCCGCCUGGGCUGUCAUUGCUAUGCUCGCCGUCAUGAAAGCCGGAGGCGCAUACGUGGCUAUUGCACCGCUUCAUGCUGCAGACUGGAAAGCGCGUAUUAUAUCUGCUACAUCGGCAAGGCUCGUACUCGCCGGACAGAACCAGAGCAGCAUGUUUGAUAGUAUGGUCGAAACGGUUUUGACCGUCUCCCCCGAGACCAUACAGCAGUUCGACACUGUAUCCAGCGUCCCAUGCAUCGGGGUUCGAUCAUCCCAUCCGGUCAGCCUGGUCUUCACCAGUGGCACCACGGGAACUCCAAAGGGCAUUGUUGUCGAACACAGUGCGUUUGUCACCAGCUCCAAAGCGCACGCAAAGGCACUCGGCGUGAACAAGGACUCGGUCGUCGGCCAGUUCUCGAGCUUUGUCUUCGAUGUCAGCAUCUCCGAAAUCUGGAUGACACUGAUGCACGGUGGGACGGUAUGCAUGCCCUCUGAGGAGGAGAGAAUGGGCGAUCUGGCUGGUUUCAUCAAUCGCAACCAUGUGAACUGGAUAUGCCUGACGCCCACCGUUGCAACGGUUCUGACGCCCGAGAGCGUCCCGAUGCUCAAGACCCUGGUCCUGACCGGCGAGCGUGCGACAUCUCAUAACUACCAAGUUUGGGCGGAACGGUUGGCCUUGUUCAAUGCGUAUGGCCCUGCGGAGUGCGGUGUUUGGGCCUCGAUCAACCGCGUCCGAUCACCAGCCACAGAUGCAUCAUCUAUAGGCAAACGGACACACGCAUCCCUGCUCUGGGUCGUUGAUCCUCAUGAGCCCUCGAAGCUGGUGCCCCUUGGUGCCGUGGGAGAGCUUGUCAUCGAGGGUCCGCUGGUGUCCCGGGGUUACUUGAACGACAGAGAGAAAUCCAGGGCCGUCUUCCUCGAGGACCCUGCAUGGACGGAGGCUCUCCGUCCGUCUUCCUGCUCGACCAACCCGUCUACCGCUGCCAGACGGAUGUACCGAACGGGGGAUCUGGUCCGGUCCAACGCAGAUGGAUCAAUCACCCUGAUCGGCCGUAUUGGUGGCGACACCCAAGUCAAGCUCCGUGGCCAGAGAAUAGAGCUCGGUGAGAUCGAGCAGCAGAUUCGAUCCAACCUACCUCACAUCCGAAAUGUGAUCGUCGAACAAGUGUCGGUGCAGGGCGAACCGACGGUCAAGACGCUCGUUGCUUUUAUAUCUCUACCAGACGGUGUCGGAUCGGCGAACAAGGCCACCGCAAACAACCUCAUGCGCGUCUCGCCUGACCUGAAGUCCAGCUUCUUGCAGUUGGCAUCCUCGCUGGCCAAGUCUCUUGCAUCGUACAUGGUCCCGUCAAUGUAUCUUCCGGUCAUCCGGAUCCCGACAUCUCUUUCUGGGAAGGUGGACAGGAAGCAACUCCGCGCGUUGACGGAUGGAUUUACGCCAGCCCAGGUCGCCCACUAUUCCCUCGCCGAGGAGGUGAAACAAGGGCCGACUACGGAGAUGGAAAGAAAGCUGCAGGUACUCUGGGCGAAGGUCCUCCAGGUUCCCGUUUCUUCCAUCGGGGCAAACGACCACUUCUUCCGCCUGGGUGCCAAUUCCAUCAGCGCCAUGCGUCUUGUCCCAAUGGCUCGCGAAGCAGGCAUUCUGCUGACGAUCAAGCACAUCUUCCAGCACCCGCAGCUGGAUGAACUGGCGAAGGCGGCAACCUUUGCGGAGAAGCCAGUUACCACCGAUCUCAGGCCGUUCACACUGAUCAAGGGGACCGAUGGUGUGAAGGAGCUGCUGCCACUGCUCGAAUCUCAGUACCGCAUCGCAAGGGAGACCGUUCAGGAUGCCUUCCCCACGAGCCCACUCCAGGAAGGAUUGUUUUCCUUGUCUGUCAGACACCGCGGCACCUACGUUGCCCAGAAUGUCUUCCGGCUCCCCCCCGGCCUUGAUUUGAAUCGAUUCCGUCAGGCAUGGCAAAUCGUGGCGGACCGAAACUCCAUCUUGCGGUCACGCAUCGUUCACACCCGGCGCUGGGGAUCACUGUCGGUCGUCCUCCAAGAGGACCUGGCCUGGGGCACUGCCAGCUCGCUCGAACAGUAUCUAUCCGAGGACCGCGAGGUGCCCGUAGAGCACGGGAAGCCCCUGGCUCGGUAUGCUAUCGUCGAUGGCCGAUUUUUCGUCUGGACCAUUGCCCACUCCUUGUACGACGGCUGGAGUAAAUUCCUGAUCAUGGAACAAGUGCAACAUGUCUAUCAAGGAGUCAGUCUGGGCGCUCCGCCACCCUCGUUCAGCAACUUUGUGCAGUAUCUUACAGAGACGACUUCGGACGAGGCCAGGGGCUUUUGGAUGUCACAGUUGCCCGAGGACGCUGUUUCCGGCUUCCUUCCACUGCCCACACCCUCGCAUCAACCUAUCUCUGAUGGACAGAUCAAGCACGACCUCCCCUUCACGCGGUCCCCCCAAUCGGAUUUCAAGACGUCGACGAUGAUUCGAGCCGCCUGGGCGAUCGUCCUCGCCCGCUACUGCAACUCGGAAUCCGUUGUCUUUGGCGCGACUCUCACAGGACGGAAUGCCGAUGUGCCGGGCAUUGCGGACAUGACGGGGCCUACCAUCACCACCGUGCCCAUCGGAGCCACGGUUCAACGUGACCACACAGUCUCCCGGUUUCUGGGGGAGCUGUAUGAUCAGGAGAUCGCCAUGAUCCCCUUCGAGCACACGGGCCUGCAGAACAUUAAGCGAUUUAGCUCUGCCUGUGCCAGCGCAUGCGAGUUCCAAAGUCUGUUGAUUGUGCACGUCAAUGACCGAGGCGAUCCCAACACGCAGGAAGUCGAUUCGGAAUUCUGGCAGAUGGCAGAGGGCGAAGGAACGGAUACGAGCUUCUUGACCUAUCCGCUAGCUCUCGAGUGCUCUGUCGGCGCGGGCAAAGUCACCGUCGAGAUGCAGUAUGACCGGCAGAUGCUCCCGAAGGAACAGGCCCAACGAAUCCUCUACCAAUUCCAGCAUGUUCUGCUCCAGGUGAACGCUGCGUCAGACAGUCUGAAGCUGGCCGAAGUCGAAGUGUUCACCGAACAAGACAAGGCAGAGAUAUUGGCUUGGAACAAGCCCGACGGCCUCGGCAGGGAUUACGAGAAAUGCGUCCACAACGUCGUCGAGAGGGUCGUUGCCAGAAACCCUCAGGCGCCGGCUGUCCGCUCCUGGGAUGAAAACCUCACUUACGGAGAACUGGACCACCGGGCAACUCAACUAGCCAGGCACCUCCAGAGGAUCGGCGUUGGUCCCGAAGUCCUCGUCCCCGUGUGCUUCUCCAAGUCGGCAUGGGCUGUAGUCGCACAGCUGGCAGUCCUCAAAGCCGGUGGCGCUGUGUACGCCAUUGAUCCCUCGUUCCCAUUGACUCGUAUUGCCGGGAUCAUCAGCGAUGCGAAAUCCACCGUUCUCCUUGCGGGCACGUCUCAUAUCAAGUCCUUGACUGGUAUUGUGCCCACGAUCAUCGGUGUCGACACAUCUCUAUUCGCAUCUCUGCCCGCUGCAGAUGCACCACUGGCAGCGGCGGUUCGGCCACACAACACAGCAUUUGUAGUGUUUACCAGCGGCUCAACAGGAACGCCCAAGGGCAUUCUUCUUCCCCAUUCAGCGAUAUGCGAGAGUCUGCGCUCCCACGGCGAAGUGUACCGAGUGAGCCCCGAGUCGCGUGUCAUCCAGUUUGCCUCAUUUACGUUUGACAUCUCCAUUCAUGACAUCUUCACGACACUGACGCACGGUGGCAUGAUCUGCAUGCCGUCCGAUCAUGACCGCAUGAACGAUCUGACGGGAGUCAUGAACAGGAUGGCCGUCAAUCACGCCUGCCUGACACCGACGGUUUCAAUGCUCCUGAAUGACGUGCCGUCCUUGAAGACCCUGGCCCUGGUCGGCGAGGUUACUACCCCAGAGGCCAUCGACAAGUGGGUGGACCGCACGAAGCUGUUUGCGAUGUAUGGCCCGGCCGAAACUUCCAUCUACUGUGCCUAUCACCAUGUCACCGAGAGAUCAAACAACCAUACCAACUUCGGCCGUGCGAUCGGAAGCAACAUGUGGAUCGUCGAGCCCAACGACCAUGAUAAAUUGGCCCCGGUUGGCUGCGUGGGAGAGGUUGUCAUCCAAGGCCCGUUGCUCGCCAAGGGAUAUCUGAACAACCCGGAAAAGACUGCGGAAGUGUUCAUCGAGAACCCUGCUUGGCUGAGCACCGACUACUGCCCGCCGGGCUGGAGUACACGGAUAUACAAGUCGGGAGAUCUGGCCAAGUACAACUCUGAUGGCACGAUGAGCUUCUUCAAGCGGAAGGAUACACAGGUCAAGGUCCGCGGACAACGAGUGGAACUAGGAGAUAUCGAGCAUCACUUCUUGCAGCGCGCCCCAGGCUCAUGGCGGGUGGUCGUCGACUUGAUCGCUCCUCCUGGCCACGAACGAGAUCCGAUUCUGGCCGCCUUCUUCUGCAUUCAGAACCAGGAAUCGCGGGCCAUCUCGGAAACAAACGUGGUGUCCAUGAGCGACGAAGUGCGGUCCAUCCUGCUCAAGGUGAAGAACGGGAUGCAGGAAGCGCUGCCCUCCUACAUGCUGCCGGGAACCUUCAUCCUCAUCAGCGCUAUCCCCAUGACGCUUUCCACCAAGCUCGAUCGGCGGAGGCUGCGUCAACUGGGCGCCAAGCUGACUUUGGACCAGCUGACAUCCUACUCUCUGCGCGAGGCCACACCACGGGCACCCUCGACGGACAGGGAACGGGUCCUUCAGAAGCUCUGGUCCGAGGUCCUGAAUAUCCCCACGGGCCGAAUUGGCGCCAACGAUCACUUCCUGCGGCUCGGAGGAGACAGCAUCAUCGCGAUUAGGCUCGCUGGUGCGGCCAGGGAUCGCGGUAUUCACCUUCCCGUUUCGAAUAUUUUCCGCCAUCCCAGACUGUCGGACAUGAGUCGAGUCGCGACGGAGCUGGUUGCGUCGAGUAAGCCCGAUGUAUCGGCCGUGGUGGCUUCCGUCAGCGAAGACAUGCGGAAUGCCAUUGAGUCUCAGACGUCCAUAUCCUCGGCGAUGGUUGAAGAUGUGGUGGAGGCCAGUGACUACCAGUCCUGGGCCAUGGCAGCCGGCCAUUUGAAGCAGCGUGGAUAUCUAAACUAUUUCAGUUUCCGGUUCGACGGUCCCAUUGAUCCUGUGCAAUUGGAGCAGGCGUGCCAGACCCUCGUUGCCCAUCACCCGGUCCUACGAACGGUGUUUGUCGUCCAUCGCCGGCAGACCUUCCAGGUCAUUCUCAAGCGCCUCCCGCUCGAAUUCAAGCAGCACGACUGCGAUCCGGAGGAAUACGACAACGCGGACUUUGACUCCGGCACAUCUCGGGCGUUGAUUGAGCAGGACAUGGCGCGCGAGAUGGACCUGGGCAUGCCGAUUAUGCGGUUCAAGCUGUUGAGAUACGGUGAAGAUCAGCAUCGGCUGGUCAUGCGCAUCUCUCACGCCCAGUACGAUGGCAUCGCCAUGCCAACCCUAAUGCGCGAUCUGGAAGCAGCGUAUCUAAAUGCGCCUCUCUCCGCACCAGCACCGUUUCCCUUCUUUGUGCGUCAUACCCAAGCCGCCAAUGCUGCUGAAAGUGAGGCCUUCUGGCGUGACCUCCUGCAGGGAUCCCAGAUGACGAAGGUGCUGGACCGACCAAGGCCAUCUUACCGGAACCCGGUCAACAACGCGGUCUCGAUCACGGUUCGCUCAUCGUCACUCAGCGCACAUGGGAUUACAUUCGCGACUGUCUUCAAGGCAGCGUGGGCCCUGACUCUGUCCCGUCUGUCAAACAAUCGGGACGUCACCUUUGGCCAUGUGAUCUCGGGUCGCAACGACACUUCCAUUCCGCAAGUGCAGAACAUCGUCGGUCCCUGCGUCAACAUCAUCCCAGUUCGUGUCCAGUUCCCCGAUGCAUGGGAUUGGAGCGGCAUGGACCUCUUGAGCCACGUCCAGAACCAACAGCUAUCUGCCAUCCCGCACGAAAAUUACGGUUUCCGCCGCAUCAUCGAGAACUGCACGUCCUGGCCCAAGUGGGAACGGUACAGUUCGGUCAUACAACACCAGAAUCUCGACGAUGAGGUGGAGGAACUCUCCUUCGGCGAUUCCUCCUGCUCCAUCGAAUGGUUCGCCCCACCGCAUGACCUUGCCGACCUGUGGAUUUGGUCUUUCCCGGCUGGAAGAAACUACUACCGCCUUGAGCUGACGUACAGCGACAACGCCAUGUCGGUGGAUGUGGCAGACGCCUUAUUGCGAGCAUUGGGCGACACGGUGGAGAAACUGUCAAAGAGCCUACGUGCGAAGGUUUCCUCGCUCACCAACGAUAGAUGUUCGAUUAGUCUGCCGAUGGCCAAUCCUACUGACACCGGCUUGCCGUCGGCUGGGGCUGUGGCCGACGAUGAUGAGUCGAAUAGCGUCGUUAAAGAGGUUUGGAGCACCGCGUUCCCUGAAUUUUCCAGUCAAUCUGAGUCUAUGGACACUCCGUACUACGAGAUCUGGGGUGAUCCGAUGGCUCCGGUGCAGAUCGCAUCCUUGUUCAACCGGCAUGGUGUCAAUUUGACAAUGGAUGAUAUUGUUGAGAACCCAACGAAGCGCCUACAGGUGCAGCUUCUUGGUGAUAAGGUGUAAGGAGGUAGUGAUGCCUUUUGUUUUUGCUAUUUCAUGUGUACUGGAGAGGGAAAGAAGCUUGAGUGGGUUUAGAAAUGGCGUUAGGAGUUAAUCAUUUAGUUUCGAUCAUGAUUAUACAUAUCCAUGAGAUAGUAAAGCUUUAUAUAGACAAUCUAUCUUGUCCAACUUCGAACCUGGCUCCUCAGACAGCAAAUCUUUGACUUCUACCAGGACGCUCUACAUGGAAAAC
This is a messenger RNA of Monascus purpureus, 24892 nucleotides long. NCBI's taxonomy places the organism in Eukaryota, Fungi, Ascomycota, Eurotiomycetes, Eurotiales, Aspergillaceae. The record is from the annotation of a GenBank genome assembly.